This is a messenger RNA of Schistosoma haematobium, 769 nucleotides long. RefSeq lists its product as uncharacterized. The transcript has 7 exons. The record is from RefSeq and is a predicted model, not a curated record. The coding region runs from base 91 to 645 and encodes 184 amino acids. Lineage: Eukaryota; Metazoa; Platyhelminthes; Trematoda; Strigeidida; Schistosomatidae.
AUUCAAGUGUUUUAAUGAAGUUAAUAUAAACAACAUUUUGCAUCAUACACAUAGUAUUACACAUAGACGUCUUACUAAACACAAAUAAACAUGUUUGGAAUUGUUCAAAUUAUCCUAUGGAUUUACACUAGAAGAAGUAAACUUUCGAAUAUGUCGACAUAUACAAAAAUAGUUUUCAUAAUUCUUACCAUUCAACUACUUAAUACACUAUUCAUCGUGAUAAUUUUCUCAACAUCUUAUGUAAUUCGAUCUCUGGGAGACUCAAUGGUACGAUCAAUUGUUUUUAGUGUAUUAGUCUUCAUUGCAGUUGUGACAGCAUUAUUGAUUGCAUUUGUGAAGGAAAUAAGUGAUACAUUCCCAUUGAAUGUUAUUACUUUGUUUAUUUAUCCAUCAGCUAUCAUAUUCUACAUACUUACAGAUAUAUUGCUAUUUGCAAUAACAAUAUUUAUCAGUCAAAUAACAGUUGGCAAAUUACAAUUACGUAUCUUUUGUACAGAAUAUACUUUAGCUGCAUUAUUAUUAUAUAAUAUGUUUACAACUACAUAUUUAACCACUACUGGUAUGAUUUGUAACAUAACCAGUACUUGUAAUAGUUCAAAUGCAUCCAUUUAUCCAUUCAACAAUUUACCGGGUUAUAUAAUUUGAACUUGAAAACUUAUAUAUUACAAAACAUAAUCGGUUUUCAUCGUUUGUUUAUUUAUAUCAAACUUCAAAGCAUCUAACCACCUUAUGAGAUGUUUUCUUGUUGAAUAAAGUUACGAAUUCUCUA